This is a messenger RNA of Corylus avellana, 801 nucleotides long. NCBI's taxonomy places the organism in Eukaryota, Viridiplantae, Streptophyta, Magnoliopsida, Fagales, Betulaceae. The record is from RefSeq and is a predicted model, not a curated record.
AUGCCACGUGUUUUGGCGAUUGUGGCUGUGCACGUGGUCGGGCGAUUGUGUCUGUGCACAGUGGCUUGGCCACUGUCGGUGUGCGGACGAAAGCGACUGCGGUGGCAGACCUUGGCCCAACUCUGGCCCUACUCUGGCCCUUGGACUGAUUGGGAAGGGGGCUACUUUCCUCUUACCAUCCAAUUCAGUGAAGACUACCCUAGGAGGCCCCCAAAGUGCAAGUUUCCACGAGGUUUCUUCCACCCAAAUGUCUACCCCUCUGGAAGUGCGUGUUUGUCAAUCCUCAAUGAGGAGAGUGGGUGGGAACCAAGCAUUACUGUAAAAAAAAUUCUAGAGGUCAUUCAGGAUUUUCUGGACCAACCCAACCCUGCUGAUCCAGCACAGCCCGAUGGCGGCCAGCUCUUCAUCCAGGAACGAACUGAGUACAGAAGAAGGGUGCGGCAGCAGGCCAAGCAGUUUCCCCUUCCAGUCUAGCUUUAUGCUUGCUUUUGCUGCAUAUGGUUAAAUUAUUUAGCUGGUUCCAGAUUUACAUGCUUAAAUCUCUUUCUAUGAUUGGACAACCUCAUUAGAGGGACUCUCGCUGUCUUUUAAAUAUAUAGCUAUAGGUUAGUUCCUUAAAUGCAUAUCUUAUAGUGGAGUUGCUGUUAUUGCAUUCCAUUUUGGCUGAAAUGGAUAAAAAACUUCAAUAGUCAGUUUUGUCACUGGAAAGUAAAUUGAAACACUUUGAUUUCCCUGUUUUAUUUUACUCAACAUUCUGGUCUAUUGCACUCUAUUCUAUCCAUUUCUGCCUGUGUUUGCUCA